AUGGUCGACUGGGUCAGUCUGGCCAUACCGUUCGCCUACCUAGGCGUUCUAAUCGGCUCCCUUGCUACCUUUUCCUCGCUAUACCGCAAGCGCAAGGCCCAAAAAGCCUCCUCCCUCGAACCAUGGUUCCCCCCGCACCUCCAGCGCGACAUCUAUUUCUCCCUCCUGCACCUCGACCAGCCCUCCAAAGACAACAGUGAGAAAAAGGCUGCGGUACCGGAGUCGGUGCUCAAGGCUGCACUUCUGAGACGCGCGACGGAGGAUAUUAACAGGGUGUUGGCGCUGCGGAGCCAGAAACAGGCUUUGGCUAUGCUUUUGCAGAGGGGUAGUGUGGGUGAUGAUCUGUGGCAGCGGUUUACCAGGGCUGAGAAGGAGAUGGAGGAUGAGGUUAGGGAUGUUGUUUCUGAGGCAAACGCAUACGCACCAAACUGGGGCCAAACAAUCUUCCAAUCCGCCAACGAAAUGAUGAACAACAACAUCAUCCGCCAACGCAUCGAAACGCACCAGUCCAAACUUGCCGAAGAACGCGAAUGGUGGGACCGCAAGAAAACCAGUAUCCAGGAGGGCUUCAUGAAGGAAUUGGAUGCUGAGGGCUCCACUGCCACAACCACUACUACCAAGACUGAGCCUCCUCGUCCGUCCUCUUCAUCCGGUGCCAACACUACCGCUGAGAACACGACUACCCCGACUAGCUCGACGGGUGGUGUGAAGACACCAGAGUCCUCGGCUGCACCGUCGGUGGCUAGUGAUGAUGAUGCGGUGUUGGUGGAGGCUGAUGCUCAACCGGGGAACACUACGCCUGGGGGUGGGAAGAAGAAGAAGAAGGGGAAGAAAUAG
Aspergillus chevalieri is the source of this 837-nucleotide messenger RNA. It is a transcript of the gene SEC66, whose product is annotated as Sec63 complex subunit SEC66. The coding region runs from base 1 to 837 and encodes 278 amino acids. Lineage: Eukaryota; Fungi; Ascomycota; Eurotiomycetes; Eurotiales; Aspergillaceae. The record is from RefSeq and is a predicted model, not a curated record. Gene Ontology annotation, biological process: post-translational protein targeting to membrane, translocation. The transcript has 3 exons. Gene Ontology annotation, cellular component: Sec62/Sec63 complex.